Molecule: messenger RNA, 447 nt
Organism: Suillus subaureus
Lineage: Eukaryota; Fungi; Basidiomycota; Agaricomycetes; Boletales; Suillaceae
Exons: 3
Coding region: 1-447 (148 amino acids)
Source: RefSeq, a predicted model, not a curated record
AUGGUGGCUCGAAACUUUGAAGACCUCCUCCAGUGCUCAUUUCCUGUCUUCAACUGUCUUCUUCCAGAACCACACAAUGGGACUGUUCUUCAGUUGCUAUUUACAAUGGCCCACUGGCACAGACUGGCCAAACUCCAUAUGCAUUCUGAUUUAACAUUGGAAAUCAUGGACCAAGUUACUACAGUGGUCAGCAAACAGUUUUGUCAUUUCAAAGCUACUGUUUGCUCUGCCUAUGUUACCCACAAACUUCAUCAGGAGGCCGAGGCUCAUACCAGACACCAUGCAAAGCAGGCGGCCAAGCAACAAGGAGGGUCAAAAGGGAAGCAAAAAGUGCCCCUUGUCUUCAACUUUCAGACAUAUAAGUUUCAUGUGUUGGGAGACUAUGUGUUGACAAUUCACCAGUAUGGCAUGUGUGAUUCAUACAGCACUGAACCAGUCAGUCCAUGA